This is a messenger RNA of Melanaphis sacchari, 1170 nucleotides long. RefSeq lists its product as uncharacterized. The record is from RefSeq and is a predicted model, not a curated record. Lineage: Eukaryota; Metazoa; Arthropoda; Insecta; Hemiptera; Aphididae.
AUGUCGAAAGUUUUUGAGAGUACGCUGUUAAAAAAAAAUUCAAGAAAUAAAAAUUUUGAUGAAAGAGAAAAUAUGCUCAUUGAACUUAUUAAUCCCUACAAACAUAUCAUUGAAAACAUAAAGACUGAUGCUUCUAGCAUUAAACAUAAAAGCAAAAUAUGGGAACAUAUUGUUAUCAAAUACAAUGAUCAGCAAACAACUGGUAUUAGAACUGCUAAACAGCUAAAAACCUUAUAUGACAUGGCCAAAAGGCAAGCAAAAAAAUCAGUUGGUGAUGAUAAAGUGUUAAUGUAUAAAAUCAUUAAACUAUUUACGGAUGAGGAACAAUCUUUGGUUCUGGACUUGGUCCAAUCUCAACGUUCAUCUAUUCUUAGUGGCCAUCUAUUUGAAAAGGAUAAAGCAUGGUCAAAUGUUCUUGAAACAUUUAAUUUGCAUCAAACAUCAGGUGUAAAAACAGUAGAUGAAAUCAAAUAUUUAUUUGAAUAUUUAAGUAAAACCGCUAAAAGUGAAAAUAAAAAUAAUAAAGUUGAAAGAUUUAAAACUGGGGGAGGACAAUAUAAAAAAAGUGUGAACCAAUUAAGCGAGCAAGUAAAUGUAGUAAUUGAAAAUCGAAUUACACCGUUAGUAAAUGAAUUUGAUGAUGAUUAUGGCUAUGCUGAUCCAAUAAACGCUGAUAGAUGUGUUCAAAAUGUACAAGAUGAUGUGGAAAUUAUUGAAUUUGAAGAUUGAGUAGAAGAAAUUGAUAUCACAGUAGAUGAUUUAACUCAUAAUUCCCAUAAAAAAGUGGAUUGGGGUAUAUUUAAUAUAGAACGUGAAACAUCUACAUUCAAUAACAGUUACCAGUCACCAGAAAUAAAUUUGUCUAGUAAUUUAAAAACAAAAAAAGAUUCUGCGGUUAAACGAAGUUCAUCACAAAAAUCUAUCUGUGAUGGUCUACAAGAGUUGGCAAAAAAAAAAAUUAACAAAGCAUGUACACAACAAAAAUUUUCAUCAGAUAUCCAAGACAUAAAAAUUAAAAAAGCAAUGAUAGAAUUAGAAACGGCAGAAACUACACUGCAAAUAGUUAAGACUGAACUCGACAAAAAAUUAGAAUUGGAUUCAAAAACAAAACAAAUUAAAUUGCAAGAAGAUAUUUUAAAUUUACAAAAACAAAAGCUAUUGGAAAAUUAG